AUGACUCAGAGUGAAACGCCCAACCCACUUAAAGAUACUAAGGUGUUCCAGCCGAUUACCGUGGGGAAACACCAAUUGACGCACCGAGUAGUGCACGCCCCUUCCACCAGAUUAAGGGCCACCAACGACCACGUGCCGUCUCAGCUCACGGUCCAGUACUAUGACGAGCACUCCAAAACCCCCGGUUCGCUUAUUGUUGUUGAAGCGACGUACGUGGCGCCGCUAGCCACCGGUCAAAGUAACGCACCGGGGAUAUGGAACGACGCGCAAACCCAAGCGUGGAAAGCAGUGGUAGACAAAGUCCACGCUAACCAGCUGAAGAUUGCGUCUCAGCUUUGGUUCUUGGGACGUAAAGCCGACCCUAAUUUCCUUAAACAAAGGAAAAUUGAUUACGUUUCGGCACUGGCAAUUUAUGAUUCAGAACAAGCCGAGGCCAAAGCUAAAGAAGCAGAGUGGCCGUUAAGAGCAUUAACUACGGAAGAAGUGGAAAACUUAGUGGAAGAAGUGUAUCCUAAAGCUGCUAGAAACGCUCUUGAGGGGGCUAAUUUUGAUUAUAUUGAGCUUCACGGGGCUCAUGGCUAUUUGCUCGACCAAUUCCUUUCUCCUGAAUCCAACCAUCGCACCGAUAAAUACGGUGGCUCCAUUGAAAACAGAUCGCGGUUUAUCCUCGAACUUAUUGACAGAUUAGGCUCCGAGUUCGGCUACGAUAAGGUCGCUAUACGUAUUUCCCCCUGGAGAAAUCAGGAUGGCAUGAAAGGCCGCGAAUCCGCAGUACACCCCGUGGUCAAUUACGGGUAUUUAUUAUCGGAAUUACAACGGAGAGCUGAUCAAGGCAAGGAAGUGGCGUAUGUGUCGGUUUUAGACCCUCGAGUCAACGAUACCAAGGCUAACGUGAUCGACCAUGAAAACGAGAACUUGGACUUUGUCCCCUUAAUCUGGAAAGGUAAGAUUAUCCGAGCGGGCAAUUAUACUUAUGAUUCUCCGAAGUUUAAGCGCAUUGUUGACGAUGUGGAUAAUGACCGGACAUUAAUCGCCUUUUCUCGCUAUUUCACGCUGAACCCUGAUUUGGUGGCCAGAUUACGUGACGGUCUCGUGCUCGAACCCUAUGAUCGCCAAUAUUUCUAUUAUGGUAAUAACUGGCUGUACAACACGUGGAACAACUACGGUGAGUCGAAAACAUGGGAUAAAGACGAGGAAUUGAAAGUUGAGCUUAAACCAGCGCAAUAA
Diutina rugosa is the source of this 1227-nucleotide messenger RNA. Its product is annotated as alkene reductase. Gene Ontology annotation, molecular function: FMN binding; NADPH dehydrogenase activity. The record is from RefSeq and is a predicted model, not a curated record. The transcript has a single exon. NCBI's taxonomy places the organism in Eukaryota, Fungi, Ascomycota, Pichiomycetes, Serinales, Debaryomycetaceae. The coding region runs from base 1 to 1227 and encodes 408 amino acids.